CCAUGGCGGAUGAAAAGAUGGUUCAACCAUGAUUAAGUUGAACACCUCUAAUUACUCUUUGUGGAAGACUUUGAUGGAGGACAAGUUGUUUUGUAAAGACCUCUAUGACCCAAUUGAGCACAAAGGCAUCAAACCUGCAGAAAUUAAUGAUGAUGAUUGGAAAAAGAUUGAUCGCAAAUCUUGUGGCGUAAUCCGUAAAUGGGUUGACAUGAGUGUGAUUCAUCAUGUGGCUCAAGAGAAGGAGUCCUAUAAGUUGUGGACUAAGCUUGAAGAGUUGUUUGAAAGAAAGAAUGCCUUGAAGAAAGCUUCCCUCAUUAGAAAACAAGUCAAUCUCAAGUACAAGGAGGGCAAGAAUGUGUCUGAGCACGUGAAUGAUUUUCAAGAAAUUUUGAAUGAACUAGUUACAGUGAAGUUGGCCAUUGAUGAUGAGGUACAAGCAUUGAUUUUAUUGAGCUCUCUUCUAGAUAGUUGGGAGACUUUGGUGGUAACUUUAAGCAACUCAACAAGAGAUGGGGAGAUGACUCUACAGCUAGUUAAGGACAGCAUAUUGAGUGAGGAAUCUAGAAGAAAAGAGCAAGGAAUUAUGAGUUCUGAGUCUAAAGCACUGGUUACUGAGUAUAGAGGGAUGAGUAAGCAAAGGUAUAUUCGAAGAGACAAUGACAGACAAUCUCAAGAGAAGUACAGCAAGGGGAAGUCCAGAGAUAAAAAUGUUAGGAAGAGGGCUGAUACUCAUGAAGAGAAGGAGGCCAAGGAGAACACUACUGCAAUUGCUUCUGAUGGUAAGGUAUACUUGCUAUGUGAGAAUGAUAACAUUGAUGUUGCUCAUCAUGAUUCUACAUGGGUUGUUGAUACUGCUGCUUCUUAUCAUGUCACACCAAAUAGAGACUGGUUUAGCUCAUAUAAAGAAGGUGAUUUUGGCUAUCUGAAGAUGGGAAACAUAUCCGAAGCUAAGAUUGUGGGUGUUGGUGAUGUUUGGCUUGAAACAAACAUCGGGUCCAAGCUGCACUUGAAAAAUGUGAGACAUGUUCCUGAAAUACGUCUCAAUUUGAUGUCUAUGAGUAUGCUAAAUGAUGAUGGCUACCUCAAUUAUUUUGGUGAUGGCACUUGGAAACUCACAAAAGGCACUAUGGUUGUGGCAAGAGGCAAGAAGAGAUUUUCACUCUAUGAAACUCAAGCAAAACAGUGUCAGGGACAGAUCAAUGUUACAAAAGCUGAUGCUACUGAGUUAUGGCACAAGAGACUUGGGCACUUGAGUGAGAAGGGACUUCAAAUCCUUAGCAAAAAGGAACUCCUACUCAGCUUGACAAGCAAUCUUUCUAAAACCUGUGCUAAUUGUUUAGCUGGCAAGCAUCAUAGAGUUUCUUUUCACACUUUACCCCUGUCUAGAAGAAAAUAUGCACUUGAUUUGGUUCAUACUGAUGUUUGCUUCAUGAAAGAUAAAAGUCUAGGUGGUGCUACAUAUUUUGCAAUGACAGAAAGAGAAACUGGGAGAAAAUUAAAGUGCAUCAGGUCUGAUAAUGGUAGUGAAUACAGUGGACAAUUUGAGCACUAUUGUAGAGAACAAGGAAUUAAACUCGAGAAAACCACUCCUAGAACUCCACAACAUAAUGGAGUUGCUGAAAGGAUGAACAGAACAAUAUGUGACAGAAUUGUUUGUAUGCUCUCUCAUGCUAAAUUGCCAAAGUCCUUUUGGGGUGAGGCUUUGAAGACUACAGUGUACUUGAUAAUUCGAUCCCCUUCUGUUUUUUUAAAUGGUGAUGUUCCGGAGAAGAUUUGGGCAAGCAAAGAAGUAUCCUACAAUCACUUGAGGGUAUUUGGCUGCAGGGCAUAUGUGCAUGUUCCAAAAGAGGAGAGAGCAAAGCUUGAUGCAAAGACAAAACAGUGUGUGUUCUUGGGAUAUGGUGAUGAGGAGUAUGGUUAUAGAUUAUGGGACUUGAAAAACAGAAAAUUAAUGAGAACCAGAGAUGUGGUGUUUAUUGAGAAUGAGAUGGUUGAAGACUCAAAUAAGCAAGAUGACAGCGAGGACACUCAAGAAAUACCAGACAAUGAUUAUUGUACUCCUUCAACACCUAAACCAAGUGUUAUGAAUGAUGAUCACAGUGAAGUAGAUGAGCAGCAAGUUCAAGAGCCUUAUUCCACUUAUGAGUAUGUGCUCUUGACUGACAGGGGAGAGCCAGAAACUUAUUAUGAAGCUAUGGAGAGUGGAAACAAGAAGGAAUGGUUGAUGGCAAUGCAAGAAGAAAUGAGUUCUUUGCAAGAGAAUGGGACUUAUGAGCUGGUAGAGCUUCCAAAGGACAAAAAGGCUCGUAACAACAAGUGGGUUUUUAGAGUAAAGUCUGAAGUGAACAAUCCCAAUCCAAGGUUCAAAGCUAGAUUAGUGCUGGAUGUUAAGACAGCUUUUCUCCAUGGUGAUCUUGAGGAGGAGAUCUAUAUGAAGCAACUAGAGGGUUUUGAGGUGCAAGGCAAGAAGAAUCUGGUUUGUAAAUUGAAGAAAAGCUCGUAUGGUCUCAAACAAGCUCCAAGGCAAUGGUAUCGUAAGUUUGACUCUUUUAUGGGGGAGCAUAAAUUUGCUGGAACAGAAUCUGAUCAUUGUGUUUAUGUUAAGAGGUAUCCAGAUGGUGAUUUCUUGAUACUUUUGCUUUAUGUGGAUGACAUGUUGAUUGUUGGUCAUGACACAAAGAAAAUUGCAGCCUUGAAGACUGACUUGAGCAAGUCCUUUUCUAUGAAGGAUUUGGGUCCAGCAAAGCAAAUUCUUAGAAUGAAAAUUUUUCGAGAUAGAAAGAGCAAGAAGUUGUGGUUGUCACAAGAAAAAUAUAUUGAAAAGGUGCUUGAUAGGUUCAACAUGAGCAAAGCAAAACCUGUGGGCACUCCACUUGCUGGCCAUUUCAAACUUAGCACAGAGCCAGAUAUAGCUCACGCAGUGGGGGUAGUGAGCAAAUUUUUAUCCAAUCUUGGCAAGCAACAUUGGGCAGCAGUUAAGUGGAUUUUCAAGUAUCUUAGAGGUACAUCUCAUAUGUGCUUAUGUUAUGGUGAGCAUGAAUCUUUACUUAAUGGCUAUAGUGAUGCUGAUUUGGGUGGAGAUUUGGACUUUAGAAAGUCCACUUCAGGAUACUUGAUGCUUUAUGCAGGGGGAGCAAUUUCAUGGAAGUCAAAACUGCAGAAAAGUGUUUCAUUAUCCACUAUAGAAGCUGAGUAUAUAGCUCUUUUUGAAGCAGGAAAGGAGAUUGUAUGGAUGAAGACGUUUUUUGAAGAAUUGGGUCUUAAGUAAGGGAGAUUUGUGUUGUUUUGUGAUAAUCAAAGUGCAAUUUACUUGAGCAAGAACCCACAGUUCCAUUCCAGAACCAAGCAUGUUGAUUUGAGGUAUCAUUGGAUACGUGAUGCAAUUGAAGAAAAGGUGCUUGAUGUU
Molecule: messenger RNA, 3406 nt
Organism: Rubroshorea leprosula
Lineage: Eukaryota; Viridiplantae; Streptophyta; Magnoliopsida; Malvales; Dipterocarpaceae
Source: the annotation of a GenBank genome assembly